AUGAAUACGAUCCUCGGGCUGGUCCCAAGAAGUCUAUGGAAAUCUGAUUUCUCAAAUUUCGGAUGGAAGUUCUGCUAUACACCCAUGAGCUCCAAUUUCCCUACCACAAAAGAAAACAUAUCUCCACCUCCAUAUUGCGCACCCCCACCUUCUUACAAUGACGUGAGCGGCGCCGUGAUUAUAGGCCAAGAUGGCAAACCUCAAUUUCUAUCACCAGAGGAAGAGGUGGAGCGACAGCAUCGAUUGCAACAAGCGGUGCGGGAGACGAUGUUAGGGUUACCACGAACGACAAAGUUCGAAUGGCACCAGGGAACAUCAACAUCAGCAACAUCAGCGGCGUGGGGGACCACCGGAACUACAGGAAUGGAUGAGUUACAACUACCGCCGUAUACACCCCGAGAGAAGAAAUGA
Messenger RNA from Penicillium concentricum, 411 nucleotides. RefSeq lists its product as uncharacterized. The transcript has a single exon. Bases 1 to 411 code for a protein of 136 amino acids. The record is from RefSeq and is a predicted model, not a curated record. Lineage: Eukaryota; Fungi; Ascomycota; Eurotiomycetes; Eurotiales; Aspergillaceae.